Molecule: messenger RNA, 1173 nt
Organism: Phyllotreta striolata
Lineage: Eukaryota; Metazoa; Arthropoda; Insecta; Coleoptera; Chrysomelidae
Source: the annotation of a GenBank genome assembly
AUGACCGCGGACCAAAAACAGUCGCCGGAUUUUUGCGAGCCGUUCAUCGUCCGGAAAAAGAACCCCAUCAGGUUCUUCUCGACUUAUGGGGUCGCGUUUUUGUACGUAAUCAUAUUCGCCCUGUUCGUGUUCAAUUACUUGACCCUAAUCAGGAUUACGGUUUUGGAAAGUGACGUUAAAAGUUUGAAAGAGAAGCUCUCCAACGUUAGAUUGUUCGAUGAUGAUCUAAUUAACAACAUCAUCAGAGCCGAAGAUGAACAGAACGAUGAUGAUGAUACGGAGGACGAUUCAAAAGUUAUUAUACCUGAUGAUAAUAUAAACGAAUAUACAGAUUAUGAUUAUUAUGAUACAAAAAAUAACGAAAAUUUCACAUACAACGAAUACGAUUUGUUCAAAAAUCGCGAAAACUCCACUAAAACUGAAGAGGAAUUAUAUAAGAGGAAGAAACGCAGCAUUGCAUCUACAAUAAGAAAGGAUGAUGAUAUCGUUAUUUCUAAGUACAACUUAAGAGGAAGAAAUUCUACUGGAAGAUCUUCAGGAACCAAAAAAUACCAUGGCGAACCAAACGAUUCCAGUUACAACACGAAGCAAGCCAGUUACAAAUCGUUGGAUUCCUACCAGGAUUCGUAUGAGGAGACGACUACUUAUUCCCCGCCGAUUACGAUAGUCAGAAACACGGGAUAUCGAAGAAGAACCAUCAAGCAUUUACCCUCUGUCCAUUACAGCGGCGACACGUCCAAAUAUGUCUACGGAGUCCACGACAAUUUCUACGGAAACAGUCAAUUAAGACACGUAAACGAAAUGUUCGUCGAUUGGACGGCGAAGGAUUGGGUAGACACUUUAAGAAUGCACUCUCAUUUCACCAUGGACAACGGUUUCGUGACGGUGAAGCAAAGCGGCCUGUACCUGGUCUACGCUCAGAUAUACUAUUUGGACACCCACGACAGGGUGGGCUUCAGGGUGCUGAGGAACGACAAGACCAUCCUCGAAUGCGCCAUCACUGCGCCCAGCAUCGGCGGCAGCAUGAAGAGCAACACUUGCUACACGGCCGGAGUGGAGCACUUCCGCGCCGGCGAUAAAUUGUGGCUCAAAGACAUCGAGCAAAGGCUGUCAUUGUUCGCCAACGGGAAAUCGUUCUUCGGAAUGGUGAAACUAGGAAACAUAAGCGUCUAG